This is a messenger RNA of Leishmania major strain Friedlin, 2817 nucleotides long. RefSeq lists its product as hypothetical. Gene Ontology annotation, molecular function: protein kinase activity; ATP binding. The coding region runs from base 1 to 2817 and encodes 938 amino acids. The record is from RefSeq and is a predicted model, not a curated record. Lineage: Eukaryota; Euglenozoa; Kinetoplastea; Trypanosomatida; Trypanosomatidae. Gene Ontology annotation, biological process: protein phosphorylation. The transcript has a single exon.
AUGCAUGCCAGCACUGCGGGCGGCACGGCUCACCGCCAGGUGAUCGGCAACUACGAACUCGGCCGUGUCCUCGCCACGGGUGACUUCGACUGUCGCACGCGUCUGUGCAGGCACAUCACCACCGGUGUGCGGUAUGUGGUGCGCGUGUACGACAAGCGCGUGCUGGCGGAGGCGCAAUGGAUGUGGAACCGUGUGGCGGAGUCGAUCCGGGUGCAGCGCACCCUGCCAAAAAACAAGUAUGUGCUGGAGAUGGUCGAGUGCUUCGAGUCGAACACAUCCGUGUACAUGCUGAUGCGUCUGUUUCCGUCCAUGAACAUCACCAAACUCUUCACGGACGCCGCAGCACGUGCAAAGCUGCUGUCUUGCCUGCAGGCCAUGCCGCAAGCCCCUGCUCAUUCUUCUGCCGCGGCGACCUCGACUGGCUCACCGACAACGGAGCCAGAGAAAACGGCGGAGGGAACACCUCACCGGAAGCUGAGCCGCUUGCGUGCGCUGCCGGCCAUCGAUCCGACGACCCCCAUCACACCGCAAGUGACGUCGUCGAUUACGCCUUCCGCGACGAGCGCACUCAAAAGCGUCUCGUCGCGCGGGCUGAAGACGAACAUGCGGACCCCCAGUGCAUCUGCAGCGGAGUCACAGUCGUCAGGUCAUGGCACCGAGGAGGCGGCUGAUGCGAACGAAUUCUUUCUCCGCGGCAGAGGCAAGCAAGAGAGUACCCCCAGCACCGCCGCCUCGACGAUGGCGAUAGCCUCUGUCAACGCCUUCCUUGGCACGGCGGUGCCGUCGCACGUGCCGCUGUCGCUCAUUCGCGACCUCUUCGAGCAAGCCGUGAAGGGUGUGUCGCACCUGCACCAGUACAACGUAGUCCACACCGGCAUCGCUCCUGAUCACCUCCUGGUGGGGACCAAUGGUCUGCUGCGUAUCAGCAACAUGGUUUCGUGUUGUUUUUGUGCGCAAGGUGAACGGCUGCAUGAGCUCCGCGGCACGCGGCACACCGUCGCUCCGGAGGUGCUGCGGGGCGAGUCCUACGACCCCUACCUCGCCGAUGCCUGGGCUCUCGGUGUCGUCCUGUACUUCAUGCUGAACCGUGGUCGCUACCCACACGACGGCGCGAGCACCCUUCGACACAUUCUCCACGGCCGAGUGCGGCCCUCACGGCCUGGACUGCCGUCCGUUGCACUGGACCUCGUCUCCCGCCUACUGCAGGGGUCCCCAGAGGAGCGGCUGCCGGUCGACGCCAUCCUAACCCAUCCCUUCUUCUCAGCGCCUUUUCCAACCAUUGCCGAAGAAGCAGCAGCGGAGGCGGCGGAGCUGCAGGCGCAGCAUGUGCGCCACCGACUCACCACCGGUGCGGCUGCCCAUGGCGGGCACAGCGUUGUGAGCUACAGAGACGACGGAAACGGGCGUCGACUGCGAAGCAACGAGACAGCGGUCGACGCCGGCAGGCGGAAAGCAUCAUCGCCGCGCUGGGAGUCACUCAUGACAUUUGAGAGUGGCGACAACAUCACCGGCAGAGAUGAGGUGGACAGUUCGGGGCUCGACCCUCAACACGACGACGGCGACGCAUCCGCAGAAGACGGCUCGAGACGGAGCUGCAGAGACACGGUCUGCCCGCCACGAGUCGGUCUUCCCACGCACCAGCCUUCUGCUGCGCCGCGGUCCCCGUCGGCGUCCGUGAAACGCGCGCACCUCGCCGCGUCCUCCCUCGCCAAGACGAGGCCGUGCCAAUCGGUGGCGGGGUCCGUGUCGGCAUCGCCCCGCCCCGUCUGGUGCCCCCAGCUGGCGCCGACGCUAGACGCUCUGGAAGACCUCGCAGGACGUGUAAUCCAGUACCACUACCGCCAAAUGAAGCACCGCCAGCGGUAUCGAGCGGAGACCCGUACGCUGGUGGAGCACAGUCAGAGCAUGCGUCGAGCAAAGGUGGAAGAAGAGGGCAUCGGCGGUCGACAGCAGUCCUUGCUCGGUCUAGUCCCCGCCGUCGCUGUCGUAUCCAGGCCGCUGAGUCUUGACCUUGUAUCGUCGUCCGCAGGCACGGCAACGCCGAAGCAGGACGAGGUGCUUCACCGGCAACGGCAGCGACAGCAGCAACCAAGCGACUUGUAUCUGAAGCGGAAGCCGGUGAUGGCGGUGAAUGUGUUGGACGCUGCGGCAGGCUCGCAGUCGCCAAGCUCCGUCCGCCGUCGGGCUGCGACCAACAACAGUGUUGCCACGGGUGGUCAUUUGGAGGACGAGCCGCUGUCCCACUGGCACAAGCCCGGCACGGCUUCUCCAGCCUCGACAAUCCAGUCCGUGCUUUUGACGGGGGCAAGCAGCGCUGUCAUCGGCAUCCGCUCAGGCUCACCCGGCAGCCUCGACCGCGACGAUGACGGCACCGAGAGCAGCCUCAUCAGCAGCCUCGACGGUGCGCUGCGCGCGAACGUAGCCGAGGACACCAAUGUUGUCGCCUCCCUCGACACAAUCCCGCAAGAGUCGCUGAAGCUCCCUGUACCUCUUCCACUCAAUCAGCGCAGGCCCGGCAACGGCGUUCGGGCGUGCAGUACCCCAGCCAACAGCGUUUUCAUCGCACCGCCCCCGGUUCGCCCCUCUUCCAACUCCAGCGCGCUGCCUACGCUAGCGUCGCUCCACGGCUUGGGCGGCAGUUUCGGUCGCUCCGCCGAUUGCGCGCGCGUGGGGGAGGGGAUGAUGGUGAAGGAUGAUGAGAGGUGCCCCCUGUGCCACCGCGAGCCCUACAUGACGCGGGCUAUCGGUGUUCGCCCAUACGGGGGCACCUCGUACGUCUACGCCAAUGGGAAAUUUACGAAGGUGUUGUCGGAGUGA